Messenger RNA from Nelumbo nucifera (sacred lotus), 1629 nucleotides. The record is from RefSeq and is a predicted model, not a curated record. Lineage: Eukaryota; Viridiplantae; Streptophyta; Magnoliopsida; Proteales; Nelumbonaceae.
AUGGCAAUUUCCUUGAUCCCUGUGGGGAUCUAUCCUGAAUGGGGUGGGGAUGAGGAUGGGAAAAUUUUCAUCCCUGUUGGCGGAGAUAGAGAGUACUCCCCACCUCACGAGGACCCUAAUCCCCGUCCAAUGGGGAUUUCUACUAAUACACACACACACACGGGCGUUUGGGGUAAUGGCUUACAGGGAGAAAUUCCUGCGACCCUCUACAACUUGACAUACCUGAAAAUCCUUGACCUACACCGGAACCAGCUGAACGGAAGCAUUCCGGUCAGCCUGGGAGAGCUGUCUCGGAUCUAAUUGCUUGAUCUACCGGAGAAUUUGCUCUCUGGGUCAAUCCCAUACUCACUUGGAAACGUAACAUUGUUAACUCAUUUCAAUCUCUCCUUCAACAACCUCACUGGCACCAUUCCUUCAACUUCAAUUAGCCAUAUCCAAUUGUUUGGCGCCUCUUUCUUCCACAACCCGGGGCUCUGUGGCUCUCCUCUGGACGUACCCUGCUCUGCCAGUACCAAUGCCACUGCAUCAACAUCAGGAAAAAGCAGGGUGUUGAGUGUUUCAUCCAUAGUGGCCAUUGUUGCUGCUGCAAUGAUCAUCACAGGUGUCUGUGUGAUCACCUUCAUGAACACCAGGGUUCGUAGGAGGAGGGAGAAGAAAAAGCUUGCCAUCAAGGAUUGGGAAGCUGGUUCUGUUCAGCACAUCAUCAUCGGGAAGCUGGUUCUGUUCAGCAAAAGCUUGUCACCAAGGUACGAGGAUUGGGAAGCAGGCACCAAAGCUAUACUUGACAAAGAUUGUCUGAUCGGAGGUGGGUCGAUUGGGUCUGUUUACAAAACCAGCUUUGAAUGUGGGAUCUCAAUUGCGAUGAAGAAACUCGAGACGCUGGGAAAAAUCAGGAACCAAGAUAAAUUUGAGCAGGUUGGACGACUAAGCAACAUUCGACACCCCAAUCUGGUUAUCUUCCAUGGCUACUACUGGUCAUCUACCAUGCAGCUAAUCUUAUCUGAGUUCGUUUCCAGUGGUAAUCUGUAUCAGCACCUACAUAGCCAUCCAGGCACCAGCAGUAGUGGAAGCAAUGACCUAUACUGCUGGCCUAGGAGAUUCCAGAUUGCUCUUGGGGUUGCAAGAGCCCUUUCUUACCUUCACCAUGACUGUAAACCCCAAGUUCUACAUCUCAGUAUCAAGUCCACCAACAUACUUUUAGAUGAAAGAUAUGAAGCAAAGUUAUCUGAUUAUGGACUGGGCAAACUUCUGCCCAUGUUGGGUAACUCUGGCUUGACCAAGUUCCACACCAUGAGUAAACCAGAGCUAGCUUGCCAAAGCCCAAGAUUCAUUGACAAAUACGAUGUCUAUAGCUUUGGAGUGAUCUUAUUGUAGCUGGUCACAGGGUGAAAACUAGUAGAAAGUCCAGUAGCAACUGAGGUGGUGGGUUUGUGUGAAUACGUCCGGAGACUAUUAUAGAACGGCACAGCUUCGGAUUGCUUUGAUCGAAGCUUGAAGGGUUUAGCAGAAAACGAGUUACAGGUCAUGAGAUUGGGGCUGAUAUGUACUUCUGAGAUUCCGUCAAAGAGACCAAACAUGGCAGAGGUGGUUCAGGUUCUGGAGUCCAUAAGAUCUGGUACAGUAUUAUAG